Dictyostelium purpureum is the source of this 888-nucleotide messenger RNA. RefSeq lists its product as uncharacterized. The transcript has a single exon. The record is from RefSeq and is a predicted model, not a curated record. Gene Ontology annotation, molecular function: thiosulfate-cyanide sulfurtransferase activity. Gene Ontology annotation, cellular component: mitochondrion. Lineage: Eukaryota; Evosea; Eumycetozoa; Dictyosteliales; Dictyosteliaceae. Gene Ontology annotation, biological process: transsulfuration. Bases 1 to 888 code for a protein of 295 amino acids.
AUGUCAACAGUAAUCAAUAGUGACAGAUCAAAACUUUUUGUUUCACCAAAAUGGUUAAAUGACAAUCAAAACAAUGUUAAAAUUGUUGAUGCAUCAUGGUUUAUGGGUCACGAAAAGAGAGAUCCAAGAAAAGAAUAUACUCAAAAACAAAUUAAAGGCAGCAAGUUAUUUGACAUUGAUGAAAUUUGUGACAAGAGUGUCCCAUUGCCACACAAUCUUCCAAGUGCAGAAGUUUUCGAAAGAGAAAUGAAACGUUUAGGUAUCAAAAAUGACGACCAUAUUAUUAUUUAUGACACUCGUGGUCAAUAUGUAGCAUCAGCACGUGUUUGGUGGACUUUUCUUGUUUUUGGCCAUAAUCCAAAUAAAGUCAGUUUACUUGAAGGUGGUUUACCAGCUUGGGAAAAGAAUGGUUAUCCAGUUACUGCAGGCGAUAUCAAAAAUAAUACAGACGAUUCUGUAAGCUAUAAAGCUACUUUUAAUAAAGACUUGGUUAAAGAUAAACAACAAAUGUUAGAAAAUCUCACAUCAAAGAAAUAUCAAGUUGUUGAUGCAAGAUCUGCAGAUAGAUUCUGGGGUAGAGUCGACGAACCAAGACCAGGUCUUUAUAGAGGUCACAUUCCAGAAUCAUUAAAUAUUCCAUGGACUGAUCUCAUCGAUCAAAAUAAUGGCUACAUUCCAAAAGAUAAAGUUCUUCAAACCUUUAAAGAUAAAGGUAUCGAUCUUUCAAGUGAUAUUGCUACUACUUGUGGUUCAGGUACUACUGCCGCUGUACUUUCACUUGGUCUUUAUAGUCUCGGCUAUCCAUUAGCUCCAAUUUAUGAUGGCUCAUGGUCCGAAUGGGGUCUUCUUAACGAAAAAUUACCACGUUCAUGUUCUGGAGAAAAUUAA